This is a messenger RNA of Benincasa hispida (wax gourd), 1291 nucleotides long. The record is from RefSeq and is a predicted model, not a curated record. Lineage: Eukaryota; Viridiplantae; Streptophyta; Magnoliopsida; Cucurbitales; Cucurbitaceae.
UCCCCUUAAUUUAUUUCUUCUUUCUCACAUUAUUUAUAUAUCUCUUCUCUUCUUUUUACUUUCAUUCAACAACAACAAAAACCACAACGUUACUAAACACAAUAUUAACUCUUUUGGGCUGCCGGCCGGAGACAUGUUCAAGUCGGAGAUGACGGUGUCGGCUCGACUCAAACGGCGGCGACACCGCGGAAAUUGCCAGAGCUUGUCUUCCGUCUCAGUUCCGGCAAGUCGGGUCGACCAUUUCGAGGAUCUAGUUAGACCCGGAGGUUUGUCCGAGUUGGCUAAGUACGAGAUCUCCUCUACGGAAUUUCGAAUUAAUAUGAUGUGUUCGCCCCUAGUAGAGGUGAUGGCGAACUCCAUGGUCGAGGGAGAGAUUUCGAGAAAGAGAAAAGGCAAGAACAAGGAAACAAAAUCGAAAGUGAGAAAUGAUAAUAAUAAUAAUAAUGUUGACAGGGAGGAUGGGAAAAGAACAGAGAAGAAAAUGAAAGAGAAAGUUGAAGAAGAUGAAGAUGAAUCAAAGAUUACAGAGGAAACAGAGAGAUGGAAAAAACAUAAUUCAAAAGCUUUAGAAGAAGUUCAAAAAUCAGAAUAUGUUCAUGUCAGAGCACGUCGAGGCCAAGCCACAGACAGCCAUAGUCUUGCAGAAAGAGCAAGGAGAGAAAAGAUAAGUGAAAGAAUGAAGUAUUUGCAGAAUUUGGUCCCUGGGUGUAACAAAAUUGCUGGAAAAGCUGGAAUGCUUGAUGAAAUUAUUAAUUAUGUUCAAUCUCUUCAGCAACAAGUUGAGUUCUUAUCAAGGAAGGUGGCUGCUCUAAAUCAUAGAGUUGAUUUUAUCAAUGUAGAUGACCUCUUGGCCAAACAGGAAAAUUUACAGGUGUUUCCAACGAUAACAGCUGAUUGUUCAUCCUACUUUAAUCAACUUGGAAUGGGCUCAAGCUCUCUAACAGUCCCACAAACUCCAUUGAUCAAUAACAACCUAUCUUCAAUUACUCAUUUUGAACUUUCUUCAACUUGGGGAGGUGAUUUACAGAGGUUUGAAGAAUUAGGAGGGCCGCCAUUGUUGUCGCCAUCAAGCUUUUUAUCGCAACAAUGUUCAGGCAUUGAAGAUGAAAAUGAAACAUUAUUUAUGGACCACAAAGUUGUUCCAUUUUAACGUUUAAUUAUUAUUGCAGAUAUUCAAAAUAAAAAAAAAAAAUAAUAAUAAAUAAUGUCUUAUGAUGGAAAUUCACUAAAUUGUAGGUUGGUGUUACUAUUGAAUAUAUUCAAUUUCAUAUGGAUUUGGUAUUUUUCAAUA